Pleurotus ostreatus (oyster mushroom) is the source of this 3345-nucleotide messenger RNA. It is a transcript of the gene NTO1, whose product is annotated as nuA3 HAT complex component nto1. Lineage: Eukaryota; Fungi; Basidiomycota; Agaricomycetes; Agaricales; Pleurotaceae. Gene Ontology annotation, biological process: regulation of transcription by RNA polymerase II. The transcript has 17 exons. The record is from RefSeq and is a predicted model, not a curated record. Bases 1 to 3345 code for a protein of 1114 amino acids. Gene Ontology annotation, molecular function: protein binding. Gene Ontology annotation, cellular component: MOZ/MORF histone acetyltransferase complex.
AUGGCGCGAGGGAUACGACACUCCCCAGCAGAAAACACUACACUGCCCAAGGUCCAGUUCGAGAAAGUCGAUGAUUUGGAUUCUACGCGACCGGGCGGGGUCCACGACCAACAAGCACGGUCUUACGGUUAUAACGAUUUUUCGGAGUUCUCGAGGCCAGAGUACUACAUUCGAUACAUUGAGCCGUUGGAGAGUGAACUAGCUACUCAGGUCGAAUAUGAUAUGGAUGAACAAGAUCAGGAGUGGCUGGACCAUGUCAACCAAGAGCGCAAGAAAGAACAGCUCGACAAAGCUACGUACGAGCUCUUCGAGAUUGUCAUGGAUCGCCUGGAAAAGGAAUGGUUCGACUUGACCAAGAACAUCCCGAAACCCGACCUAGCAAUGCCCUCGGAAGACUCUACCUGUGCAAUAUGUGAUGAUUCAGAAGGGGAGAAUAGCAACGCGAUAGUUUUUUGUGAUGGGUGUAACUUGGCUGUACAUCAAGAUUGCUACGGCGUACCGUAUAUCCCGGAGGGGCAGUGGUUAUGCAGGAAGUGCACUGUCUCGCCUGAGAAUCCAGUGUCGUGUAUAUUAUGCCCAAACGAAGGGGGCGCGUUCAAACAAACUGUCCACGGCGAAUGGGUGCACCUGCUUUGUGCGAUAUGGGUGCCCGAAACGCGUGUUGCCAACGAUGUCUUCAUGGAGCCGAUAACUGGGAUCGAGCGGAUAUCGAAGCAACGAUGGAGAUUGCGAUGUUCCAUUUGUGAUAUCAAACAAGGAGCGUGCAUCCAAUGCGCAAAAACGUCGUGCUUUCUUGCCUUCCAUGCAACGUGUGCCCGCAAAGAGAAGCUCCUGCUUCCGAUGAAGAGCCAGCCAGGUGCUGAGCCGAUAUCACUGACAAGUUACUGCGAACGUCAUCUUCCAAAAGAACAACAAGACGCCAGAAUCGCCGCCCUGGCCGCUGAAGAAUCCAAUGAAUCAGACGACGACCUGAUUAACAAAGACAAGCAUACCAAAUCCGCCCGCGCCUACGCUAAGACGUUCAAAACAGGACCACCACUCGUCCCCUCUAUCAUCGUGGAGCGUAUCUUGCAAUAUGUCGCGAAGAUCCAUCUGAGGAAGAAGCCGGAGUUCGUGUACAUGAUGUGCAGAUAUUGGAGUUUGAAACGAGAGGCGAGGAGGGGUGCUCCGCUGCUGAAGAGGUUGCAUCUCGAGCCGUGGACGGCCAACGCUGGAUUGAAACCACAAAGCGACGAGGAGAAGUUAAUGAAAUUGCAGUUGCUCCAACGACUGCGCGACGACUUGGAGAACGUCAGGGCGUUAGCUGAGCUGACGCGGAAGCGCGAGGCGAGGAAACGCAAACAGGUCGAACUUAUACAUAACGUCAUCUCCCAAUUCUUGCUAUCACACGAACCUACGCUGCGUAUGGCUUUUGAGAGGAUAAUGAGCUCGGAUCGCAAUAACUACUUCAAGAAUCCAGUCUCCAAGAAUGAUGUCCCCGAUUACUUUGAUGUUGUGAAGGAGCCUAUGUGCUGGAGCAUGAUUGACGCCAAACUGGAUCGGCACGAAUACUUGGACGUCCAAAGAUUCAAGGACGAUAUCGAUCUUGUCUUGUCCAACGCCAUAUUGUACAAUAAGCCCGGAACAGCAUUUUACAAGACUGCCACCCGAAUACGAGCGUCCGCACGUCCGAUACUCGACGAGCUUGACAAACUUUGCGUCUCACAUACCGAACUAGCUACUGGCGCACCAGAUCUUUCAGCCAUGACUGUUGACGAGUCUUCAUCACCCUUGCCCCCGCUUCCAUUGGGUGAUCUUGAACCUCCCCUGACCGUUUUAGAAAUGCUUGUAACCGACAGCGGCGGACUUCAAGAAGGUUUACCUUUUCUAUUGGAAGAGCCCGCGAUCACGUCUUUGUUCAGAUACGAGUUUGGAAAGGAUAAACCUCCCCCACCACCUCCUCCCCCGAAACCCAAGAAGACGAAAGUCAAACCUCCCAAAAAAGACCGCGCCGAGGAGUACGAGAAGCGUAGGCUCAUACGACAACAACAGAAGGAGGCCGCCGCGGUGUCGUCGCCACAGGAUGCGCUUCUUGACCAAAGCCCGGGGUUCAGAAUCCCAAGGACCAGGAAACAGGCUGCCAACGCUGCUGCGUUUGAGGCCGAAGCAACUGCUGAGGUAUCUGUUGAAACAGAAGGUACCGAACUCCAAGCUAAUCUAUAUGAAACCCCUGGUCCGUCGUCAAAGAAGAGGGCACCACGAGCACAGGUGGGACAGCUUGGCCAGCCUCAGUGGGUCGAGGAUGUGGACAGUCGAAGUUCUUUUGCGUUAUUCGAAAAUGGAUGGAUCCUUCCUGAAGGCUCUCGACGUGGCGGGAGGGACAGACCCGCCGCCGCUCCUGUUGUGGCGCCCACACCUCCGACUAAGCGAAAUCGUGCAGGCCAUGAAGUUUCUAGACUAUCGGUAUAUAGCACAUCAGCACACGAAAACCAGACACUCCUGGACAAUGCCUCCGAAUCGCAAGGAUCCCGCCGGGUAUCCGAGAUUGUCAGCACGAUCUCAGAAUCCCCCACCGCUCAACCGAGUUCAAUGGAUUAUGAUGUCAGCUUAGCGUUGAAGGAUCGGAUCAUGUUGCCAAGUACGAUCGUCAGGGAACCCGAUGGGACUGUUGUCAUUGAAGAGUUGGACACCCCCGCUACGCGAAGCGAGAAGAACAAAAGACUCAGAGCGGAGAGAAUGCGACUCGCCGGUCCUGGCGUUCCUCCACCUACACCCUUCCACGCCCCGCCACCUGAUAUUAGCCUCCUCGCUGGGGCUAUCUCUCGAGCGAAUCAACGUUCUCAGGCAGCCGAAAAGCCCGAAUCAGACGAUGAGUCUUCGUCUCUGAGCGAACUUAGCAGCGAUGGCGAUGGGCGAGAUCAGCUAUUGGACAUUCCUCCUAUGCGCGUCGUACCUAAUCUUCCUCCUUUACCCCCUCCGGUCCAGGUUUCCCCGGCUGAUUUCACCGAAGGACUCCGUCCCGGAACUAUCGCAUCAUAUCCUUGGUGGCCCGCUACAAUUCGAGAUAAAUCAGAUGUCGAUGUUCCAAAGCAACUACUCAAAGACUCGGGUGCAAAGCGGAAAGAUGAAUUCUACAUCGUCCAGUUCUUCGAUCCACAGUAUAGUUGGCAAUCCGUCGUACCUGAGAACGUCAAGUUAUUCAAUGUCGAUAAGAGUCUUGAUGAGAAGUACCUGCACUUCAAAGGCAAACUGUCUGCCAAACUUCGGGCGGCAUUCCGCGAGGCCUCUAACGUUAUAGAAUAUGCCGAUGCAGGUUCCGACGAUGUUUUAGAAGGUGACGAUGUGGUGGCUCCUGUUGAAAGUUGA